GCUGAAAGGAGCUGCGCACGCGCACCGUAUGCCCCUGUGGCGUAAGGCCCUGUUCCCGUUACAACUGGGGGGCGGGGUCUGGUGCUGUCAAGGGAGGCUGGCUGCCAGAGAGGACAUGGCGGCCCGUCGCACCCGGCCUGUGCUUGCCGCCCUAGGAAUGCUUAGUGUCUGUGUGGCCAGCGUCCCUGGGCCUGUGAUGGAAGGGGAACCCGGUGGGGAGGCAGAGUGGGCGGAGCCAUGGGAUGGUGCAGUUUUCCGGCCGCCCUCGGCACUAGGCGCUGUGGGGGUGGCACGCAGUCCCGGGACCCUGUGGCCAGGGAGGGAAGAAACAGCAGAUUUGCCGGUGCUGCUGUGGUGGAGCCCAGGACUGUUCCCUCACUUCCCGGGUGACUCGGAGCGCAUUGAAUGUGCUCGCGGCGCUUGCGUAGCAUCGCGGGACAGAAGGGUGCAAGGGGACACGCGCACGCGUGCGCUGCUCUUUUACGGAACAGACUUCCGCGCGUCUGAGGCACCUCUGCCCCGUCUGGCCCAUCAGAACUGGGCCCUGCUUCACGAGGAGUCGCCCCUCAACAACUUCUUGUUGAGCCAUGGCCCGGGCAUCCGCCUCUUCAAUCUUACCGCCACCUUCAGCCGCCACUCUGACUACCCGCUGUCUCUGCAGUGGCUGCCUGGGACUGCCUACCUACUCCACGCAGGGCCUCCACUCCAGGAACGUGCAGAGUGGCGCCGCCGCGGCUAUGCACCGCUGCUCUAUCUGCAGUCCCACUGCGAUGUACCUGCAGACAGGGACCGCUACGUGCGCGAGCUUAUGCGUUACAUCCCGGUGGACUCAUACGGGAAAUGCCUGCAAAAUCGGGAGCUGCCAACUCCACGGUUACAGGACACAACCACUGCCACCACGGAGGAUCCAGAGCUCCUGGCCUUCUUGUCCCGCUAUAAGUUCCAUUUGGCCCUCGAAAAUGCUAUCUGUGAUGACUACAUGACAGAAAAACUGUGGCGGCCCAUGCAUCUUGGUGCGGUGCCUGUGUAUCGCGGCUCUCCCUCUGUGAAGGACUGGAUGCCCAACAAUCACUCCAUCAUCCUCAUUGAUGAUUUUGAGUCACCUCAGAAGCUGGCAGAGUUUAUUGACUUUCUGGACAAGAAUGAUGAGGAAUAUAUGAAAUACCUGGCAUACAAACAACCUGGGGGCAUUACCAACCAGUUCCUUCUGGAUAGUCUGAAGCAUCGAGAGUGGGGAGUGAAUGAUCCUUUACUGCCUAACUACCUCAAUGGUUUCGAGUGUUUCGUUUGUGAUCAUGAACUGGCUAGGCUGGAUGCUGAAAAAGCCCAUGCAGCCUCUGCUGGGGACAUCCCUGUCCCUGAGCCUCACAUUGCCCAGCCCUCACACAUGGACUGCCCAAUGCCAACUCCUGGCUUUGGCAGUGUGGAAGAGAUUCCUGACAGUGACAGCUGGAAGGAGAUGUGGCUGCAAGAUUACUGGCAAGGUCUGGACCAGGGAGAAGCUCUCACUGCCAUGAUCCACAACAAUGAGACACAACAGAAGAAAUUUUGGGAUUACCUACAUGAGAUCUUCCUGAAAAGGAACCAGAAUCUUUAAUUAUCCUGCAAGAGCUUUUAACUUGGUAGAGCUAAGGACAUGGAAUUCAUUCUACCACAGGACAUGAGGGGCAUCUGCUGCAUAAAUCCUUAAUGAACACUGUUAUCCCGAAUUCAAUGGUUUCCAGUUAUAUCCACUGAUGUUCUCUCCUAAUGAUGUGUAGCUAGGGUCUCAGCCUGUGGUACUAGGGCCUCUCCUCAAGGAGAUGAAGGCAUCCAGUUCUUGGUUUAGUGGAAAACAGAGGCCUGAAAAACCCAUUUGAUUCAAGGUGCCAAUCCAACAGAAUUUUUUAAGAACUGUUUAUUUCUCUAGCCAUUUCAUCCUCUCAAUUAUGAUUAGAACAAUACCUUAGUACUUGGCUGCAAAUGAGAUAAGAUUGACCAGGUUUAGGGUCUUAAAAUUUCUUGUGUGCUAUUCCUCAAAUCCCCUAUUAUAUUCAGUUCCUUUCCUAAUUGAUCUCUUUUCCAGAUCUUUUGCUUUAUAGUGUUAUGUUGGUGGUGAAGCAGAAUUCCUGGCCGGCUGUAUUCUGGUUUUCUGGAGUUGUGUUUUUUAUAUAAUUUACCUUGACUUCCAUGUCAAACCUUUUAAAUUUUUCUUCCUACUUUUCCACAAUUUCUGAUGAAGAUGCAGCAGCCUUGCCACCAUUCCCACAUUGAUUCUUCCCUGCAUUAAACUGACUAGAUUUAAUAGCUUUUCUUACUGCUAGUGUGCUUUUUACCUAAAGAGUAUCUGGAAUUCCUUCUCACCUCACAAACAGAAAGAUUCAGUGGCUAAUCUAUGCCAUGUAAAUUUGAUGAAUUAUCCCACUCUAUUUUAGUUAGAGAUGGAGACUAAGGCUAGGCAUGAUAGCAGGAAAACAUUUUUUUAUAUAUAUUCAUUUUUAAAUAUUAAAGAGGCCAUUGUGAAUCAAAGUGAAUUUUAAAAAAUUGUUGUUCAAGUAGUUUUCUGCCUUUCCCCCCCACCCCUCCCCACUCAAAAGGAAUUUUUUUAUAGGUCUUUGUUCUUGUCUAAUGAAGUCUUCCCUCUGUUUUAUUAUUUUUAUGUUACAAAAGUCCUCUUUCUCCCAAAGAGUCAUGAAUAUUGUGGUGGGAAAACCAGCCCAGCAAUAUGGCUCUGGUAGUUAUUUCAUUCUGUAGCACUUUUCAUUUUAAGUGGAAUGAAUAUUCUAAUUUCACUUAUUCUAUUACUGAUAUCCAUUUAUUCAACUUUAUAAUAUUUCUGAGACAAUUUGAUGAAGCCCACCCAAGGCCAAGGGGAUGAGAGCUGAGGCAAGAGAUUUAAGCCACCACAAGUGGUUGGCUAAAUAAAAAGCUGUUAGUCAGGCCCUGGCCAGGUAGCUCAGUUGAUUAGUGUUGUCCCAAUACACCAAGUUUUCAGGUUCGAUCGGACAGACAAGAAGCAACCAAUGAAUGCGUAAGUGGAAUAACAAAUUGAUGUUUCUCUUUCUCAAAUCAGUAAGUUAAAAAAAUACAUUAAAAUUUGAUACAGUAGGGAGCCACAAAAGAAGUCAAAAUUCAGGACUCUGCUUUCUAACCUUGUAGUUGUUCAAAUGCAAUUGCUCGUUUAUAGUGCAAAAUACUAGUACCCAAGUGCAAACUAAGGUUAGGACUCAAAUUUCAUUAUGGGUGGUAAAACGGGUAAGUCAUGGUUACAUAAGGUGUAUCAUCCUUACCUUUCCUGUCUUAAUUGUACCAGUUCACAUUACCAUUCCUUUAGCACUUUUAUGUACAAAGUGGGCUAGUUGUUUUGGAAUGAUUGUG
Phyllostomus discolor (pale spear-nosed bat) is the source of this 3357-nucleotide messenger RNA. It is a transcript of the gene POFUT4, whose product is annotated as fucosyltransferase 11. The record is from RefSeq and is a predicted model, not a curated record. Lineage: Eukaryota; Metazoa; Chordata; Mammalia; Chiroptera; Phyllostomidae. Bases 29 to 1597 code for a protein of 522 amino acids. The transcript has 3 exons. Gene Ontology annotation, molecular function: alpha-(1->3)-fucosyltransferase activity. Gene Ontology annotation, cellular component: Golgi membrane.